UGCAGUGAAUCUCAAUCCUCUGACCGCAAGGCCAUGGCUGAGAAAGGCUGCAUGGGCAACAGCAUUAACCUUCUCUACAGAGAUCUGGUCUCGGAGGUGAACAGGCGCAGAAUCACCAUGACCAUGAGAGAAGAGAAAUUUACCAAGAAAAGUGAUGAAGCGGGGGCAAUACUCUCAGAUGUGGAUGCAGAGCAAGCCCCUCCUCCUAGCACAGCCGGCCCCGAAGUACCCCCAGCCCCACCUCCCUCUCCAGCUGAGGACGCCAAAGACUCCUCAGCUUCUAAAGCAUCAGCCCUUUUGAAGUAAACCUUGACAGAAUACUCCAGAAAACAGUUUCCCUGAAGUCCUUGGUGUUGUCUUUGAAGACUGUCUUGAAAUAGCUUUGUUCUUUGCUAGUUUUCUUCUCCUGCAACCACUGUU
Phacochoerus africanus (Common warthog) is the source of this 420-nucleotide messenger RNA. RefSeq names its product myocilin opposite strand (gene MYOCOS). Bases 34 to 306 code for a protein of 90 amino acids. The record is from RefSeq and is a predicted model, not a curated record. NCBI's taxonomy places the organism in Eukaryota, Metazoa, Chordata, Mammalia, Artiodactyla, Suidae. The transcript has 2 exons.